Messenger RNA from Eptesicus fuscus (big brown bat), 3380 nucleotides. RefSeq names its product cleavage and polyadenylation specific factor 7 (gene CPSF7). The transcript is spliced from 10 exons. Gene Ontology annotation, molecular function: mRNA binding. Bases 119 to 1534 code for a protein of 471 amino acids. The record is from RefSeq and is a predicted model, not a curated record. Gene Ontology annotation, biological process: mRNA alternative polyadenylation. Gene Ontology annotation, cellular component: mRNA cleavage and polyadenylation specificity factor complex. Lineage: Eukaryota; Metazoa; Chordata; Mammalia; Chiroptera; Vespertilionidae.
CCGAGAGCGGUUCGCGCGCUUCGGGCCUAGUCCGGACUCGCCGCCUCCGCCGCCAUAUUCCCGUGGCAUCUUUCUUACUUUGUCCGUUUUCCGGGCUCGCGAUCUGCCUUCCGGAGCCAUGUCCGAAGGAGUGGACUUGAUUGAUAUAUACGCCGACGAGGAGUUCAAUCAGGACCCAGAGUUCAACAAUACAGAUCAGAUUGAUCUGUAUGAUGACGUGUUGACAGCCACCUCACAGCCCUCAGAUGACAGAAGCAGCAGCACUGAGCCACCUCCUCCCGUUCGCCAGGAGCCGUCUCCCAAGCCCAAUAACAAGACCCCUGCAAUUCUGUACACCUACAGUGGCCUGCGUAACAGGCGGGCUGCUGUUUAUGUGGGCAGCUUCUCCUGGUGGACCACAGACCAGCAGCUGAUCCAGGUUAUUCGCUCUAUCGGAGUCUAUGACGUGGUGGAGUUGAAAUUUGCAGAGAAUCGAGCAAAUGGCCAGUCCAAAGGGUAUGCUGAGGUGGUGGUAGCCUCUGAAAACUCUGUCCACAAAUUGUUGGAACUCCUGCCAGGAAAAGUUCUUAAUGGAGAGAAAGUAGACGUGAGGCCAGCCACCAGGCAGAACCUGUCACAGUUUGAGGCACAGGCUCGGAAACGUGAGUGCGUCCGAGUCCCAAGAGGGGGAAUACCUCCACGGGCUCACUCCCGAGAUUCGAGUGAUUCUGCUGAUGGACGGGCCACGCCCUCUGAGAACCUUGUACCCUCAUCUGCCCGUGUGGAUAAGCCCCCCAGUGUGCUGCCCUACUUCAACCGCCCUCCGUCAGCCCUCCCCCUGAUGGGUCUGCCCCCACCUCCAAUUCCGCCCCCACCACCUCUCUCCUCAAGCUUUGGGGUCCCUCCUCCUCCUCCUGGUAUCCACUACCAGCAUCUCAUGCCCCCUCCUCCUCGAUUACCUCCUCAUCUGGCUGUACCUCCCCCUGGGGCCAUCCCACCUGCCCUUCACCUCAACCCAGCCUUCUUCCCCCCACCAAAUGCUACAGUGGGGCCUCCACCAGAUACAUACAUGAAGGCCUCGGCCCCCUAUAACCACCACAGCAGCCGGGAUUCGGGCCCUCCGCCCUCUGCAGUGAGUGAAGCAGAAUUUGAAGAGAUCAUGAAGCGAAACAGAGCAAUUUCCAGCAGCGCCAUUUCCAAAGCAGUCGCUGGAGCCAGUGCAGGGGAUUACAGCGACGCGAUUGAGACGCUGCUCACAGCCAUUGCUGUCAUCAAACAGUCCCGGGUCGCCAACGAUGAGCGCUGCCGUGUCCUCAUCUCCUCUCUCAAGGACUGUCUUCACGGCAUCGAAGCCAAGUCCUACAGUGUGGGUGCCAGCGGGAGCUCGUCCAGGAAACGACAUCGGUCCCGGGAGAGGUCACCUAGCCGGUCCCGGGAGAGCAGCAGGAGGCACCGGGACCUGCUUCACAAUGAAGAUCGGCAUGACGAUUAUUUCCCAGAAAGGAACCGAGAGCACGAGAGACACCGGGACAGAGAACGGGACCGGCACCACUGAGAGGAGUCGGUCGGAAGCAAAUGUUUUUUAAUGGACUUGCAUCUCCUCACCUCGAUCAGGACUAAAGGACGGAGGCCGCUCCACCCCUUCCCUUCCCUCCAAGCCCCUCCCCUCCAGAACCCCAGGGAAUGCCCUCUGCCCUCCCGGAUCGAAGACUGCCGGCCCUCCCAGCCCCACACCUCCUGUUUGCCGGGGAAGGACCUAAAGACUGUUGGGAGGGGAGGCAGACAGGAGAAACAGGUCCGGCCCCGGGCUCCAUAGAGAAUGGUGCUUUGUUCAAGGAAACGGGAGUUUCUGCUUCUCCAGGAGCAGCUCAGUAGUGAGGUUGAUGGGAAGCCUUCCUUCUCAAAGAAAAGGAACCCUUCGAGGGGAUCUAGGAGAGCGACGGGGGUGCCAGGAUAUGCCCAGGGUCCUGCCCUCAGCACUAGGUUUGAUGGGGCCACGAGGGUCCAGACCCCUUGCCAACACCACUUCGUUCAACUCCUUUCCUUCCAGCCCUUGGAGGAGGGACCAUGAGAACAGAAAUGUAUGGAAAGCUGCUCUUGCUCUUGCUUUUCCUUCCCACGUACUGACGGUUUGUUUCCCUGGCCUCCCAGCCGGGCAGCCCCCCGCUCCUGCUGCCCAGCCUCCUCAGGGGACCGGCCCCCCUGUGCAGAGCAGGCCCGGGAGGCUGUGGCUGAGCCCGCGGAGCCAGUUCCCACCCUGCUUCCGGCGCGGCUGCCUCUGCAAUAACCAGCUCCACCAGGUGUUCUGUUUCCGGGGCUCCGCCGUGUCGCACGGGAGGCCUCCCCCGGGGCUGCUUCCUUGUUUUAGAGGAGGCAUUGCCGUUGGCGGUGGGGACGGCGGGCCCAGCAGCGAAGCCCUGGUGCAGUGCCCGGAUGGGGAGGCACGGCGGGCCACGCACGGCCUGCCCCGUGGGCCUGCCUUUUUGUGCGGGUUUGAUGUAAGCAGGGGCUCGCAUCCCCGGUACCAGUUUCACUCCUCGUGGGGUAACCUGACACUAGCAGCCAGGGAAAGUCACAGGUGGGGUGUCUCCGCCUUUUGACCAUGGACUUCCUGUCUCCCCGGGCUCUGCCUGGAGGUACUUCCUGCCUCUGAUGAGCAGGGACAAGUGGAGCCGGACUUGAAUGAGCUCCGUGUUCUAAGGACCACCGCUCGGGGCCAUUUUCCACACGGGCAUGGGAUGGGCAUGGGAUGGGCAUGGGAAUUGCUUUGCCGUCACAUCUACAUUGUGAUGUUCUUGUUGCUGAGGGAGGAGGCAGCAGGGCCCUGCCGUGCCCAGGGGGCGAGGGGCGCUGUUUGCGCAUCUAGAGGGCACGUGGCAUCUAACACGAGAAGAGACGUGACGUGAGACGUGGCGUGUGAGGUUAGGGUCAUUGGAGACCCUUGUGGCUCAGGGAGAGACUGAGUUGGACUGAACCCUCUCUUCCCUGCACGCUUCUGACCUGGCCCUCCCGUCCCCCAGGGCGGCCCCCGGGGCUGGAGAGGCACAUGCCCUUGGGACAGGCGACAGGUUUGUAGCCCCUUUUUUCCUGUCCCAAGUCCCAGCCCCACCUCCACCUCCACCUCAGAACGUGGCACCCUGCCCGCCGGCGAGUGCUGGGUACUGGGCGUACCCUCGAGAGCGGCUCCCCAGCAGGUGGCAGGGAGGAGAGGACGCCGGGAGCUUCUCCCCGUUUGUUUUGUUUUUAUUCAGUGACGCCAUUUCUAGUUUUGUUUCCUGAUAGCAAGAGGAAAGCAACCCGUCCUCCGGAAGGCCACGGCCCGUCCCCUGUUGUCGGUGACUUGUUUGUCUUUCUGAUAGGUUGAAAAUUGUGUAAUAAACUUGAUGACGCUGUCAAUCUUU